This is a messenger RNA of Knipowitschia caucasica, 1125 nucleotides long. NCBI's taxonomy places the organism in Eukaryota, Metazoa, Chordata, Actinopteri, Gobiiformes, Gobiidae. The record is from the annotation of a GenBank genome assembly.
AUGACGGGCUUUCUCACUCCCCUGAUGCCCCUUCUCCUCGUCCUGCUACAUCCGGACGCCAGCUUCUCCAGCUCCUGCCCCAAAGACUGCACAUGCUCCCCCGCGGACUCAACCAUGUGCUUUCAGAGGCGCUCCUCUUCCAUGCCCACUGGAGUCUCCUCAAUCACAAAGAACCUCUAUCUUUUCGCUAAUGGCAUUGAGAGUUUGAACACAGAUGACUUUCAAGUGGUCCCCUCCCCUGGCACCAAGGACGACGCUGAGGAAGAGACACACUUCUGCCCCUCUGACACUUGCCUAAAUGGUGGCACCUGCCGCUUAGUUGGAAUAGGACAGAUAGAGUGCAUGUGUCCACGUGGGUUUACAGGUUUAUAUUGUGAAAUGUACACAAAGCCAGCCCCACCACCUGAACGGAUGAACCCCCAGCCAACUGUCACUGUGGACACACCUGACAUAAGCUCACACCACGCCACUCCAACGUCCAUCCUUUUAGAUCUUCACCGGUACUUUGAAUUAAGGCCCAAGACGCGUGCUAUCCGAUUGACCUACCGCAAUCUGUCUGGACCAGAUCGCAGGCCAAUGCAACUCAACUUGCCGGCGUCUCACCCAGAAUAUGUUCUCAGAGGUUUGAAACCCAACUCCACCUAUUCAGUCUGUGCCAGUCCCCUUAGUGAUCCAAGUGGUACAGACAAGGUGUGCAUAGAGGCCCAAACAACUCCGGAGAAGAAAUACUACAAACAGACAUACCCGGAAAAAGAACUCACCACUAUGAUAAUUCCAGCAGUUGCCAUCUUGCUUCUUCUGGUGCUGGUGGCGGUGGUAGUUGGAGUCAUGUGCUAUCUCCGAAAGAAGAAAGCUAAGGGGCACCUCGAACUGGAGUGUGAGCCCUCUCAGCUCGAGUUAGAUGGAGUGAAACCCAGCGUAGACAAUGGGGCACUACCACAAAAACAGCCACAGAUUAUGAUUCCUGAACCUGCCGUUCAGAAUGGGAAUGUGGAGUAUGAGCCCAGGCUGUGGCCUGGGGCUGUGGAUGCAGCGGUCAAGCACCCCACUAUAGGCACCGAGUUGCAGAGUUCACCCCAGUGGAAAGUCCGCAUCAGCACAGAGGAGUCUGCGGCUCAGAGAUAG